AUGGCUGGUAUAUGGUACUCUACGAUGGAAGCAUCCUUACCUGUAGGCUUAGCGUCCCACGAUCUCCAGCAGCAAGAGUUGGAAGCCAGGAGAUUGGCUUUUGAUAGGAAUACCAUCAUUUCGGCAUAUAUGCCUUAUAACCAGCAAUUGCACACCAAAAGCACUGAGCAGUGUAUAAUCUCAUUGGACCAAGCUGUACACAUGCUAGCCACCACAGAAGCUAGCCAGCAUUGUGAAAAUAAUGCACUUGAAAAUCCUCAGCAUGCCGGAGGUGGACUUGAAAGCGCCAAUAGCGAAUCAAAGAACCUUCAGCAUCAACAAGCCCAAGCUUACAGUCAGGAGGAUAAGCGCACCAAUGAUGAUGAACCCAACAGCAAUCACGAUGAAAACUCAACUUCUAAUCCACCCAAUCCACAAAUAGUGGAUGUAGUUGUCGGCAAUCAAGGCCAGGAUCCAUGUGCAAUCUGUCUGGAAAAAUUUGAGCCGCCCGUCCAAGAUGCCAUGAAUCAGUGGGCCUUCUCUACCGUUGCAAGGAUGAGGCAGUGCGGACAUUACUUUCACCCCAAAUGCAUUCAACCGUGGCUGGUAGAAUACAGAAAUGAUGGAUGUCCAACUUGUCGUGCGCUUCCAACUCCUGAGGCUGAACAUUUGCCGUAA
This is a messenger RNA of Puccinia triticina, 657 nucleotides long. RefSeq lists its product as uncharacterized. The transcript has 2 exons. Gene Ontology annotation, biological process: ubiquitin-dependent protein catabolic process. Gene Ontology annotation, molecular function: zinc ion binding; ubiquitin protein ligase activity. The record is from RefSeq and is a predicted model, not a curated record. The coding region runs from base 1 to 657 and encodes 218 amino acids. Lineage: Eukaryota; Fungi; Basidiomycota; Pucciniomycetes; Pucciniales; Pucciniaceae.